Prunus armeniaca (apricot) is the source of this 1518-nucleotide messenger RNA. The record is from the annotation of a GenBank genome assembly. NCBI's taxonomy places the organism in Eukaryota, Viridiplantae, Streptophyta, Magnoliopsida, Rosales, Rosaceae.
AUGAGCACUCUGGAUGUAAUUGGGGUUCGGAUUCCUGAGUGCUUUGAACAUUGUCUUGUAAUCUUGUGGGUUGUGAGGUUUUUGAGCAUUUCAUUUCAUUCCAUUGGGUUAAGAGUUGGAAUGGGGGUCGUAGAGACGACGAAGCAUUUGGAAUCAUCGAGAAUAAUUGCUCCGCUGGAUGUAAGUCAUUCUGAGGAAAGACUGGGACAAUUUACCAUGGAAGAUGGUGAGUUCUUUUUCCAUACCAAGUCACCUAAGUUCAAGAGGCAGAUAGUAUCUGCUGUUCGUGAUUUCCCCCUGGGUUGUGGACGAUUUGCUCGUUUGAACUCUUUGAGACAUGCUAAGGAUGCCACUUCUGUGGGUACUUCCGACAGUGUACCAACAGAAAGUUUGGUUAGUGGGGGCAAAAAUGUUGAUGGACAUCGUGGGGUUGAAAAGCUGAUGCUCUCAAAUGGUCAGGGAGACAAGACUGACUUGAUGAAUGGUAAUGAUGUGGAUUCUGUGGAGACAGUUGAAUCAGUAAGCGCCUUGGAGCAUGAAAACUCUGAUUCUCUGAAGACUCUACUUCAGUUAAACAAUUUGAGACCUGUUGAAAAGGCAGCUUCUGUUGGUUCUGCGGAGAGUUUGAUCAGCAGGGAUACUAAUGUUGAUGGAAAAAGGGUUGAAAACUUAACUGACCAUGUGCAUGAGACUGACUUGAUGAAUGGUAAGGCUUCUGGUACUGUGGAGAUGAUUGUACCUGUGACAGAUUUGGAGCAUGAAGCAUCUGAUUUGCUGAAGAGUAUGCAUCAGUUGUCAAACAAUUUGAGACCUGUUGACAAGGUAGCUUCUGUUGGUACUGCUGAGUAUUUGCUGAGAAGGGUUAAGAAUGGUGAUGGACAGGAGAUUGAUAAGCUGAUGGUGUCAACUGGUCAGGUGGAUGAGACUGUCUCGAUGACUGGUACGGCUUCUAGUACUGUGGAGACGGUUGAAUCUUUAACGGCCUUACAGAAUGAAGUAUCUGAUGGGUUGAAGAACCCAUGUCAACUUGGCGUGGCUGCUCCAAAGGAAGAGAUGGUUGCUGAUCUUUCAGAUAGAAAUUUUUGUAAGUUUGGUCAAGUGAAUUCGUGUAUGGGUGAUGAACCAUCACAAUCGAACACAGCAAAGACUAGUGUAAAACAAAUAAGAGAGGAUUUUCAAGAAGAGUUUCAUAAGAAUGAAUUGGGAGGGAAUGUUUCUGAAGUUAUUAGAGACAAGGUUCAACCUAAAUGCAAGGGGCAUGCUGUACAAGAAAUGGAGAGACAAGAUAAAUGUAAACCAAGUUAUAAGCCGAAGGUGGUUUGGAAAGAUACAAGAGAAAAGUGCGUUGAGAAAAGUCCACAAGAAAGUUCACAACUUCCGUCGAAUAGGGUAAUUGUGCUGGCUUUGAUGGCUCCGUCAAAUUCUCAAUUUAGGAAGGGGAGAAGGGUCAGCAAGCAUAUACCAGAUGGUGGUAUGAGUGAAGGAAACGAAAGAAACUUCAUCUUAAAUGUUAGCUAG